GCAACCGACCACCAGAGGGCCUCCGACCACAACAGCGUUUGUUUACAUCCUUGCCACAGCUUAACCAGUUUUGUAAUAGAAAUACGCGCAACGUGUGCCUUUAAUCGUUUAUUCCGGCUUGAAAGCUUUAUCCAAACUAAAAAAAUUCUUUUACCAAUUAGCUUUCAUCAAGCUAACUCUUCCACGGAGCUCUAGUUACAAUGGCAGACCAGGAAAUGAAUGGCUACAACGAUGAGGCCAGCGAUUUUAAGCGCAAAAGUAACACCAGUCUGCGCGAAAUGGACGCGGAGGAUGACUCGGAGGAAGCGAACACGCAAACGGAAAAGGUACAGGAGUACGUCAGAAGCAUACUGAAUGAACGGAUAGCACUGGAUCGCAAAUAUCCCAUCGCCGAUCGGCUGCUAGAACAGGAAGUAGAAACGGCACAGCGGAAUGGUAAACCACCCACCAGACGCUACAUCGACAUUUACCGGGAGAAGCCCAUCAAAGUGCAAGUGAAGGUAAUCGUGCCUGUUAAGGAGCAUCCAAAGUUUAACUUCGUCGGCAAACUGCUCGGACCAAAGGGCAAUUCGCUAAAGCGCCUUCAGGAAGAAACCAUGUGCAAAAUGGCCAUAUUGGGCCGUGGCUCGAUGAAGGAUCGUAAAAAAGAGGAAGAGCUUCGGUUAGCGAUGGAUCCAAAGUAUGCCCAUCUCAACGAUGAUCUGCACGUGGAAAUCAAUGCCCUUGGGCCACCGGCGGAAGCGCAUGCCCGCAUUGCAUACGCACUGGCCGAGGUACGGAAGUUCCUCAUCCCGGACAGUAACGAUUUCAUCCGACAGGAACAGUUGCGGGAAAUGCUGGAAGAUCCGGAAUGUGAUUUUCCGGUUAAGAAAGGGUACCGAAAAACGAUGCCAUCGCACGCGAAUGCAGCACACGAUGACCCAGCGCCCAGAUCACCGGUACCCGCCUCGUCACGGACGCAUCCUCCGCAAAGAAAGAUCUAUUCGAUUCUGGACAAAGCGCGUGCCGCGCUGGAGGACUCACAUAUGCCACGCUCUACAAAUUUAAGAUACGAGGAUUCGCGAUAUGACCGUGAACAUUACGAAUCCUCGUACGACUACCAUCCAACACCUCCACCGCCUCGAUCGAAAUACGAUAGUAACCAUUACGACGAUGAAUAUCGGCGGGAUUAUUGCCGCGAAUCCAGCUCAUACUCUGCUCCUUCCAAACCAAGCACCACAUCGAUGAGCGAUCGAUCGUGGAAACCGGCCUCGUACAGUGGAAGUUCGUCGCGUGAGCAAAUCGAUCUGAAGCAUCAUGCCGCUCGGGAUCCUCGUUCUUCCUAUCGCCAUACACCGUACGCGCGCCAAUCGAAGUAAAAUUGCGAUACAGGGUAGCGUUGACCCUAGCGCCAUCGAUCAACUAAUCGAUGCAGCUGCAUUUGUAGACUAACAAGAAGCAGUAGGUUGCUACAAACAAAAAAUACAAUGGCUUUGGGCACUCUUUUAUUACGUACUGCGCCGGGUAGAAAGGCGGUUGGAACUACGAAACUCCCUCUCUCUCUCUCUCUUGAUGAUGAUUUAGCUCGACAUUUAUGCUCGUAUCUUGCAACAUCAUACGUACAUUAAACGUGCUGUGUCAAUAUUAAAUGAAAACUCAUCAUAAAUCAUAAAUAAAAGUUGAUACAUAUGGCAAUUCGUAUUUCGAAAUAAGUCGCAUCGCGGAAGUGGGAAAUAAACUAAUAAAUUAACACAUAUUAUAGAUAUUGGCAUAUUUUAACAAAUAAACAAUCAAACCCGGAUAAAAGUCAGAUUGAUGUAAUCUUGCUUUUAAAACCCAUCUACUACCGACAUUAACACUUCGUUCAAAUGUCAACCGUUUUGAAUUCCCUGCGAUCCAGACAUGCUUUUGUACAGUACAGUCUGUAUUUAAAAAAACAGCUAUCCAACCACAUAACCAGUUAAUAUGCCAAAUAUUGUAUAAUCCAAAAAGAAAACUAAAUAAAAAUACUUCAAAUUAUUAAACAUACAACACUCCAACGUGUAAAAUGCAAACGAGUAACAAACUUAUAAUAUUAAAACAUAAUCAAAUUGAAGCUGCACCUAAAGUGUCUAUACUAGAGAAAUUUAAUACGAACGAAAAAAUAAAAUAAAUGAAGCAUUCAAUCUAAUGUACUAACAAUAUAAAUAGGCAACACCAUCACUCUUAAAGCAAAAAUCAUUUGAGAACAAAAUAGUAAACAAGUUAAUAUUAAGUGAACCAAAAAGCACAUCCAUGGAAACAUGUGUUGUAACUUUAACAAGGACCUCGAUGUGUCGCAAACAAAAACAUAAAUAGUCAUUAUAAGGAGGGAUUAUAACAAAACCUACAUUAACAAAUACAACCAAAUAAAAUGUUUCAAAUAUAAAAUAAACCAUCUACUCAAGCAACGCGAUCGUAGAAUAAACCAUCCACCCGAAUGCAGUGAAGUGUUUGUGAAAUAAAAGCAGCAAUCGUACUGU
Molecule: messenger RNA, 2480 nt
Organism: Anopheles merus
Lineage: Eukaryota; Metazoa; Arthropoda; Insecta; Diptera; Culicidae
Product: KH domain-containing, RNA-binding, signal transduction-associated protein 3-like
Exons: 4
Coding region: 201-1358 (385 amino acids)
Biological process (GO): regulation of alternative mRNA splicing, via spliceosome
Cellular component (GO): nucleus
Molecular function (GO): mRNA binding
Source: RefSeq, a predicted model, not a curated record